AUUUUAGUUAUAAAAUAAUCUACUAUAGGUAUUUUGAGCAUAUAAAAAUGUAUAUGAAUUUAAUCAUCAUUUCUCAAUUUAUACUAUUAGAAAGUGUUAUAAGAAAUCUUCCAAUCAGUGAGGCUGGACAGGUGACGAAAUCUAUAGAAGAUAUGGUAUUGGAUUACGAAGACGACAAAAAUUCAAUGAUUGCAGUUCCCGAUAAAGAAAAUGUAAACUUAUAUGACGAUUUUUAUGAAGAAAUGGACAAUAGAAUUAGAACUGAACAGUCCAUGAAUAUGAUAUUCUUUGGGCCUCCCAGAUCUUUUAUGAGACUCGACGCUGAAACUAUUUUACAUAUACUAAUAUACACAAGGAAACAUUUAAUACCAAUAACAAGGGCUUUGCUUGCUUGGGAUAUUGUUACUGAUGGAAAGACAGCAGCUUUUUUACAAGGACGAGAGUAUUUAGCCUUUGGAUCUCUUUUGAAUGUAGUGCCGGAAGAAGAUCUAUACUAUGUAAACUUCGGUGAUCCAUCUGUACUCAGUUUCUUUUCUAGGAACUACAUUAAAUUAGACACUCGUAAGUUUGGUAUUUUGGUGGCGUCCUAUAGACGGUAUUUUGGUAACCGAUGGUAUGAAAGUGGCACACGAAUCAAUGAAUUAGGCUAUUUAAUAUGUGGAUUCCCCGCCUUCGAUCUCAAAAAAAUCACACCUCAUGUAUUCAGAGAGAUUAACGUUGAUAUUUUGAGUAAACUGGGACGCUGUAGUGUUAAUCAAACCAAGACUCUUUAUAAUAUAGCUAUUCAUUCUGAUGCUUAUGGUGAGCCCUACAAGUGGUCUUCUAAUGAAAUUAAUAGACUGGGUGCGCUAUUGACGUGUAUUCCAGAAAACGACAUUAGUUUAGUGCAAUUGGAAGCAGUAUCGGCAAUUACUCCACAGGUUAUGAAAAAAAUGGACCAGAAAAAAUUACAAUUUUUUACUAAGGAACAAAUAUUACGGAUGAAUACAAAAACUCGUAAGAUUUAUGUUCUUAGAAUGCAAUUGAAAACUAGUCUAGAUAUGAGCCAAAUAACAAGACGGCAUGGAGUAAAAUUAUAUCAAUCUAUCCUUCUACUGUUAGUAAAUAUUGUCACUCUAGUUCUGUAUGUUUAAUUAGAACUAACUUAUUUUUUAA
Molecule: messenger RNA, 1155 nt
Organism: Achroia grisella
Lineage: Eukaryota; Metazoa; Arthropoda; Insecta; Lepidoptera; Pyralidae
Exons: 7
Coding region: 48-1133 (361 amino acids)
Biological process (GO): cell-matrix adhesion
Cellular component (GO): cell surface
Source: RefSeq, a predicted model, not a curated record